GUUUGUAUGUACUGGUAGGAUUGUUUUUUUUUUACGGGAAAGCGAAGGCGUCAGUUCAUUGCCAUUACUUUCAACAUUUUAAUGCCGAAAUGGGGGCUUGCCUGGCUUUGUGCUCUAUAGCCAGCUGUGCCUCCUGUCUGUGUGGCUCAGCACCAUGCCUUCUGUGUGGCUGCUGUCCCUCCUCCAAUAACUCCACCGUCACACGGCUGGUUUUCUCCUUCUUUUUGCUGCUGGGGACCAUGGUGUCUGUCAUCAUGAUCCUACCUGGAAUGGAAACGCAGCUCCGCAAAAUCCCAGGUUUUUGCCAAGGAGGAACUGUUAUUCCUGGUAUUGAAAACAAGGCUAACUGUGAUGCCCUUGUGGGCUACAAGUCUGUGUACCGUAUGUGCUUUGCCAUGUUCUGCUUCUUCUUUCUGUUCUCCGCCAUCAUGAUUCGUGUCCGCAGCAGCAAAGACCCACGUGCAGCUAUUCAAAAUGGGUUCUGGUUCUUUAAAUUUCUGAUCCUGGUUGGCAUAACAGUUGGAGCUUUUUUCAUCCCUGACGGAACAUUUCAUACUGUAUGGUUUUACUUUGGAGUGGUGGGAUCCUUCAUCUUCAUUAUCAUCCAACUUAUUCUCCUCAUCGACUUUGCCCAUUCCUGGAACAAGGUGUGGGUAGAAAAUGCUGAAAAUAGUGACAACAAAUGCUGGUUUGCAGGUCUGCUGUCUUUCACCUUCCUCCACUACGCCCUGGCUAUCACUGCUGUGGUGCUUUUCUACAUUUACUACACACAACCUGAUGACUGCACAGAGCACAAGGUCUUCAUCAGCCUCAACCUCAUCUUCUGCGUCAUCAUCUCCUUAGUCUCCAUUCUACCCAAGAUACAGGAAGCCCAGCCACACUCCGGUUUGCUUCAAGCUUCACUCAUCUCCCUCUACACCAUGUAUGUCACUUGGUCUGCAAUGACCAACAAUCCAAAUCGGAAGUGCAACCCCAGCCUGUUGAGUCUAGUGUCGAACGUCAGCACCACUGAACCAUCUGGGGACAGCACUUCAGGACAGGUGCAGUGGUGGGAUGCUCAGGGUAUUGUUGGUUUGGUCAUCUUCCUCUUUUGCACUCUCUAUGCCAGUAUCCGUUCAUCCAGUAACACCCAGGUGAACAAGCUCAUGCAGACAGAGGAGGGCGGAGGGUCAGGGGGAGAGGCUGUGGUGGGCGAGGAUGGCAUACGCAGAGCCGUGGACAAUGAGGAGGAGGGAGUCACAUACAGCUACUCCUUUUUCCACUUCCACCUUUGCCUGGCCUCUCUGUACAUCAUGAUGACUCUCACCAACUGGUACCAACCAGACACCACCACCCAAGCCAUGCAGAGCAGUAUGCCAGCUGUAUGGGUGAAGAUGAGCUCCAGCUGGCUGGGCCUUGGGCUGUACCUCUGGACCCUCAUCGCCCCUCUCAUCUUCCCUGACAGGGAUUUCAGCUGAGCACACCUUGUCUUUUGGCUGUGUUUUUGUUUGUUUGGUUGGGUUUUUUUUUUUGUUUGUUUGCUUUCAUGCCUAGCUUAUCAGGCAUUGUGAAGGAUGCUACAAAGAAAAUAGGAAGGAUAUUAUAAAGGAAAUACUUUUAAUUUCUUUCUCUUAUCAUGUUUCUAUUGAUUUACUCCUCAGUGUGUUAAUUGUGUGAAAUAAUCACUACAGAUGUUUGAAGAUGGAAGUGGAUUUUUUUUUUUAGUUAGCUUGUUUGAUGAUGGUUUUAGCCACAAGAAGUUGUUUUCUUUGCCUGUGACUCAUCUUGAUAGGCUGUUCCCUACCGUCUGUCUGAUGUGGUAUGAUUGUGAUAUGAUGAGCUCCGUUAUAUUUUUGCUGAAUUUUAGUUACUGGACUAUCACAAAGCAACAAGGCACUUUUUCAAUACCUCAGACAUUUCAGUUGCAGAGAACCUUUUGAAGGCCCGUGAGAUCAGACGUCUCUGAUUGGCCAGGUCUGGAGUCCCCCUGAUUAGCUGGCCUCUUAUACUGCUGGGGUAACCAGGGUAGCCCUGUUUAGGAGCCCCAAAGUGAGAUGAGUGUGAGAGCUAGAUAAGAGUAAUAUGACACGCCCACAGAUCAUAACAGGGCUUCCCCUUUGCUGCUAGGCUGUAUGCAAAUCUAUGUCACUGCACCUUGCAUCAGAGAGUCCUAAUUGACAACCAGUCUAAUCUCAGCUCUUCCGCACCUUCUUCAGCCUAAGCUAAUUUAUCUCCGGUGCUAUGCCUUUCCAUGUCUGACUGUGUUUGGCCUUGUACAGCCACGGGCAACAAUCUGUACCUGUAUAGCAGUCUGUUUGCUGCAGGGAGACAUGUAUUGAUCCAUAGCAGUCAGCAUCAUGCAGCGUGCAGUGGUACGGUUCAGGAGGUGAUAGCAUGAACUCCACACUACCUGUGCUCACACACAAAUGCCAUUAUUUCCAGAAGGUUGCAGAGUGUGUUAGUCCGUUGAGAUAAAAGGGAUUUUUAAAUGUUGCAAUGUAUAAAACAAUAACAAAGCAUUUCAGAAGUGAUAAAUUGCUGUUAAAUGGUAUUGACUUUCAUAAUAUGUUGAUGGUUGUCAUGGUGGUACAGUACUUAUAUGCAUUAUAUAGUAGUUACCUCAAUUUGAAUGGAAUGAGUUCAAAUAAGAUCAGUAUAUUUUGUACUUGUGAAAAAUGAUUUUGGUACAAUCCUGAAAAAAAUGUUAUCCUUUAUCCGUGUUAUGUUGUUUUCCAACAUUUCAACACCCACACACAUGAAUCAGACUUCCUGUUUAUCUGGCUGCAUGUGAAUAUUGUGAAUGGAGUUUUUCAAAGUGUUGUGGUAAAUUGAUUUCUUUUUUAAAUAUUAAUUUUGUUUAAUAUGAAUUUUGUUUAUCAAACACGUCAAAUCUAUUUGACAAUUUGCCUUGAUCACCCUACUAAGAAGAUUAUUUAGGCAGAUUUGCCAAUGUUAGAUCAUAACAUGUAAUUUCAAUUUCAAAUUAAGUGCCUUUUUGUAGUCCUGUGUUUCAAAGAGUUUAUCACUAAUGCUGACAUGUGCUUAUUAUACCUUGCCUUACACAUUGUAGUGAGUCAGUCAUUGCAUGCCAUAAGGCAUAGGCCUGUGGCAUAAAUUAAUAUUGUAAUUAAUGUAUAAACAUUGUUUUUUAAUAAAGAUUUCAAUCUUU
Toxotes jaculatrix (banded archerfish) is the source of this 3148-nucleotide messenger RNA. It is a transcript of the gene serinc2l, whose product is annotated as serine incorporator 2, like. The coding region runs from base 90 to 1457 and encodes 455 amino acids. The transcript has 10 exons. Gene Ontology annotation, cellular component: membrane. The record is from RefSeq and is a predicted model, not a curated record. Lineage: Eukaryota; Metazoa; Chordata; Actinopteri; Toxotidae.